UAAAUACGACCGUCUUACUGAUCAGUACACAUUUAAUACAAAUUCUCAUUGCACGUAUUAUUUGAAUUUGUUUUAAAAUUGAAUCAUUUAAAUUGAAAGCUUAAGUAACUAAAAAUAGUAGCAAAAAAAUAUAUCCAGGGAUUUAAUGCAUUCAGAAGUAUAAAAGUUAAAAAAACCCGAUUCAUCGUUUUUUAUAUUUUUUUUAAAUUUGAUAAUGAAUGCAAAACUAAUUCUCAUCCCAAUUUUCCUAAUUGGGUUAUGUAUGGUUCAAAGUGAUGAAGAAUUCCCAAAUAGGAUUGACACUGGUUCGGGUAAUUAUAAUAAACCAAAUCCCAAGUAUCCUGGUUCAACAGUUACAACAAAACCAGAAACACUUCCCCGUCCACGUAACAUAAACUUAGAAUAUGGUGACAUUCGGUAUAAUUAUAAGGCAAGCACAUGCGGCUAUAGAAAUAAAAAUGGAGUUUUAUCCAAUAUCAAAAAUGUCUCUAAUAAGGAAGCAGAAUUUGGUGAAUUCCCAUGGAUGGUUAGAAUUAUUAAAAAAGGCAAAGUUGUAAACUCUUUCAAAUGCGGAGGUUCUUUGAUAGCUCCAAGAGUCGUUUUAACUGGAGCUCACUGUGUAAAAUCCUUACAAGCCCUGAAUUAUCUGGUCAGAGCUGGUGAAUGGGAAUCUAAUUCAGAUGACGAACCAUUUCCACAUCAGGAGAGACAAGUCGUAGAAAUAAUUAUGCAUGAAAAUUUUGAUGAUGGUGACUUUUUGGAGAACAAUAUUGCUCUACUUUUCCUCGAGACAGAAUUCGAUGCGGCUCCUCACAUCAAAACAGUUUGUUUGCCACCAGCCAACACAAAUUUCGACAUGUCACGUUGUAUUGCUUCUGGCUGGGGAAGGGACAAAUUCGGAUCAAAAAUACAUAGAAAAAUUAUGAAGAAGAUUGAUUUGAGAGUAGUUCCAAAGGGUAAAUGUCAAAACGCCCUUAGAAAAACUCGUUUAGGAGAAUACUUUGAAUUGCAUUCCAGUUUUAUUUGUGCUGGUGGAGAAAUUGGAAAAGAUACUUGCACAGGAGACGGUGGUUCACCAUUAGUUUGUCCAAUGGCCAACAAUCCCGAUCGUUACUACCAAGUUGGAAUUGUUUCUUGGGGUAUUGGAUGUGGUGAUAAAAAUGUGCCUGGUAUUUAUGCAAGCGUUCCACAUCUCCGUUCUUGGAUUGAUAAACAAUUGGCUGACAAAGAUAUCGAUACAAAAUUUUUCACGCCAUAAAUGUUGACAUAAUUAUAUAAAAAGUGGACAAUCAGUGCUAAAAACAAACAACUAAAACUAGAGCAACAUCGUUUGGUAGCUAAAUUCUAGUAAAUAGACUUUUUUAUUAAUCCUUGAAUAGAUUCAGAAAAUAAAUACAUACCAUUAAAUCGUUAUAAAAAAAAAUAAAAUUAUAAAUAUAUCAAAUUAUAUUGAAAUAAAUUACCACACUUUAAAGUAGGAUAACCUCAAAAAU
Episyrphus balteatus (marmalade hoverfly) is the source of this 1493-nucleotide messenger RNA. RefSeq names its product phenoloxidase-activating factor 2-like. The coding region runs from base 215 to 1258 and encodes 347 amino acids. The transcript is spliced from 3 exons. Gene Ontology annotation, molecular function: serine-type endopeptidase activity. Gene Ontology annotation, biological process: proteolysis. Lineage: Eukaryota; Metazoa; Arthropoda; Insecta; Diptera; Syrphidae. The record is from RefSeq and is a predicted model, not a curated record.